AUGAACGCCGAGGGCGAGUUCUUUCUCAGCGUCAGCGGCUCCAUCGAGUCGGCGGACUUUUAUGAGGUCAGCAACGCCUACUGCAAGUAUACCUACCAUUUUGGACCCGAAUGGAGCGUCAUCGCGGGUAUUGAGGAAGGUUUGUCUCAAAUGAGUAACUGCAGUAACGAUGCUCGCCGUCUUGCUGUUUGGAAUUUUCCACUCGACAUUGCAUUCAAGAGCACGAAUCCUCAUGGGUGGCCGCAGUUGCUGCUUUCAAUUUACGGAUUGGACACGUUCGGGCACGACGUGAUCAGGGGCUACGGCGCCUGUCGUCUGCCGUUAAUUACCGGCAGGCACGAGAAACGGAUCGCAGUGUACGUACCGGAGUCUUCAUCAUUGUUGCAACAGUUUGCAGCCUGGAUCACAGGACGCAGGCCUGAGCUUAUUGACAUUGGAAUACUUGCUACCGGCGAUGGGAGGGAACUGACAAGAAUGAAGGUUCAGGGAUUUGUCAAUCUGACAUUUAAUGUUGUACUGAAGGACUUUUUUCAACUGGGAUUUCACAAUGGAGAACGAUGGAGAUAA
Messenger RNA from Ceratosolen solmsi marchali, 567 nucleotides. Its product is annotated as B9 domain-containing protein 1. Gene Ontology annotation, cellular component: MKS complex. The transcript is spliced from 5 exons. The coding region runs from base 1 to 567 and encodes 188 amino acids. The record is from RefSeq and is a predicted model, not a curated record. Gene Ontology annotation, biological process: cilium assembly. Lineage: Eukaryota; Metazoa; Arthropoda; Insecta; Hymenoptera; Agaonidae.